AUGGAAUACGCGCGGGUUGGUACCUCAGGGCUUUACGUCUCCAAGGUUAUCCUCGGGGCCGCAAGUUUUGGUUCAUCGAAAUGGCAAGCAUGGGUCAAGGACGAAGAGGAGGCGUUGCCGUUGUUGGAACACGCCUUCAAUAUGGGGAUCAACACUUGGGAUACAGCUGAUGCCUAUUCAAAUGGUCGAUCUGAGGAAAUCGUUGGCAAAGCGCUCAAAAAAUACAACAUUCCUCGCGAGCAGGUCGUCAUUCUGACCAAAAUAUUUUACGCACUCGACCCUGUCAACCAAACGCCGAUAUCCCAAAACAUGGACAGAACGAAGCGCCACCUCGUCAACCGGGUAGGCCUUUCCCGAAAACACGUCCUUAGCGCAGUAGCCGAUAGCGUUGCGCGCCUGGGAACCUACAUUGACAUCUUGCAAAUCCAUCGUCUCGACCGCGAUACCUGUCCGUUGGAGAUUAUGAGGGCGCUGAACGGUGUAGUGGAGAGUGGCCAGGUGCGUUAUCUGGGCGCCAGCUCGAUGGCGGCUUGGGAGUUCCAAAAGCUGCAGUACAUAGCCGAGACCCACGGCUGGCAUAAGUUCAUCAGCAUGCAGAAUUACUACAACAUCUUAUACCGCGAGGAAGAGCGAGAGAUGAUUCCGCUCUGUCGAGACCUAGGCGUAGGCAUUUUGCCCUGGAGCCCGUUGGCAAGAGGCGUCUUGGCCCAUCCAUGGGAUGAUCGGUCGUCGAGCAGAGAGCAGACCGAUAAGCUCCUGCAGAACAUGGUUAGGGCUGGGGGUAAAGAGAACGAGGUGGAUAAGGAACUCGUGAAUCGCGUGGCCGAGGUGGCUGAGAAAAGAGGCGUCAAAAUGGCGACGAUAGCACUUUCAUGGUGUCUAAGGAAAAACGUCUAUCCCAUUUCAGGUUUGGGGACAAAAGAAAACAUCAACCACGCGGUAGAAGCAGUUAGCUACGAGUUGGCAGACGAAGAUGUCUCGUAUAUUGAGGAAGUAUACCAGCCUAAGAAUGUACAAAUGUAA
Messenger RNA from Ilyonectria robusta, 1023 nucleotides. Its product is annotated as NADP-dependent oxidoreductase domain-containing protein. Lineage: Eukaryota; Fungi; Ascomycota; Sordariomycetes; Hypocreales; Nectriaceae. The record is from RefSeq and is a predicted model, not a curated record. The transcript is spliced from 2 exons. The coding region runs from base 1 to 1023 and encodes 340 amino acids.